ACAUAGGAACAUACAUCUGAUAAGGUUUGCAAUUCACCGGGAAUCAAAACAUUCCGGAUAUUGAAUGCCAAAAAGGUCUGCCUAUAAAUGGAGGGUCUCUUCGAGGUGGGGCGAUAGUAAGCGGAGGAAACUGAUGCCUAAAAUGAUGCACCGCCUGACCCUUUUGGCCCUGGCCGCCCUGAUCGCAAGUUGUUGGGCUGCGAAUGGUGAGGUCAAUAUCUGCUCCAAUGUGGUCAGCAAUCUCUUUCUGCCACACGUGAGCAACUGCAGCAAGUACUAUCUGUGCAUGAGUGAGGUGGCUGUGCCCCGGGAAUGUCCGGCGGACUACUACUUCGAUGCCCGGGACCAGCAGUGUGUGCCCGUGAUGGAGGCCAGAUGCGUGCCUUCCUGCAAGGCCCGCGGUCUCGAGUCCUUCUGCUACGAUCGCACCUGCACCAAGUACGUGCUCUGCUUCGACGGCACUCCGGUGAUCCAACAGUGCUCCGAUGGACUGCAGUACAAUGCCCAGACCGAUCGCUGCGACUAUCCGCAGUAUGUGGACUGCGCGGACAAUCUGUGCAUCCGGCAGAACAACCCCGAUGACAUCGUCUACAUCGCCAGCAAGGCGAAGUGUGACAAGUACUUCGUGUGCAUGAAUGGUCUGCCCAUGGUCCAAAACUGCACCAGUGGUCUCCAGUACAAUCCAACCACCCAGAGUUGCGACUUCCCAUCCAGGGUCAACUGCACGGUGGAACCUACAGAGGAAUAUCCUGCCCUUCGCCCGAGCUCCUCCACGCACCGCCGACAUCAAGUGUCCCUCGGAGGGCGUCCACUUUGUAGCCCACCAGACGCGACAGGAUGUGUACUACUACUGCCUGAAUGGACGCGGAGUCACCCUGGAUUGCACUCCUGGCCUGGUGUUCGAUGCCAAGCGCGGGGAGUGCCGCGAACCACAAUUCGUGGGAGUUUAGCGAGUCUAGUCUUUUUGAAUAAAGAUCCACUGUUGCUCAAAUCAAAAUAUUAUGAUUUAUUGUUAUGCAAAAUAACAAGUCCCUUAGUGUUGGGGUGUUGGAAUGGCUUUCAAGGUAUUGUUCCUAGGAUGGAUCAUCAGUCAACAAAAAAAAGAACAUUUAAAUUGUAUUUAUCCAAUGUUUUUUAAAAAGCCAAAGAUCAC
Messenger RNA from Drosophila gunungcola (fruit fly), 1153 nucleotides. Its product is annotated as protein obstructor-E-like. The record is from RefSeq and is a predicted model, not a curated record. NCBI's taxonomy places the organism in Eukaryota, Metazoa, Arthropoda, Insecta, Diptera, Drosophilidae. Bases 65 to 1138 code for a protein of 357 amino acids. Gene Ontology annotation, cellular component: extracellular region. Gene Ontology annotation, molecular function: chitin binding. The transcript has 4 exons.